Hippopotamus amphibius kiboko is the source of this 7809-nucleotide messenger RNA. RefSeq names its product sushi domain containing 1 (gene SUSD1). The transcript is spliced from 17 exons. The record is from RefSeq and is a predicted model, not a curated record. NCBI's taxonomy places the organism in Eukaryota, Metazoa, Chordata, Mammalia, Artiodactyla, Hippopotamidae. Gene Ontology annotation, molecular function: calcium ion binding. The coding region runs from base 4 to 2250 and encodes 748 amino acids.
GGCAUGGCCCGGGGGCCCCGGGGCGCCGGCAUCCUGCCAGGCCGCCUGCUGCCGCUCCUGCUGCUGCUCUGCCUGGCCCGCGGCGCGCCCCGAGGGCCGGGCGCCGACGAUUUGGAUGUCUGUGCCACUUGCCACGAACAUGCUACCUGCUUGCAGAGAGGAGGGAAGAAGAUGUGUAUUUGCAAAUACGGAUUUGUGGGCAAUGGGAGGACUCAGUGUAUUGAUAAAAAUGAGUGCCAGUUUGGAGCCACUGUGGUCUGUGGGAACCACACAUCUUGCCACAACACGCUUGGAGGCUUUUAUUGCAUUUGCCUGGAAGGAUAUCGAGCCACAAACAACAACAAGACGUUCAUCCCCAAUGAUGGCACCUUUUGCACAGACAUAGACGAGUGUGAGGUUUCCGGCUGGUGCAGGCAUGGAGGACGGUGCGUGAACACUCAUGGGAGCUUUGAAUGCUACUGUAUGGAUGGAUACUUGCCACAGGGUGGGCCUGAGCCUUUCCAUCCAACCAGAGAUGCCACAUCGUGCACAGAAAUAGACUGUGGCACCCCUCCUGAAGUCCCAAAUGGCUAUAUCAUAGGAAAUUAUACCUCUAGGCUUGGCAGCCAGGUUCGUUAUGCUUGCAGAGAAGGAUUCUUCAGUGGCCCAGAAGAUACAGUUUCAAGCUGCACAGCCUUGGGCACAUGGGAAUCCCCCAAAUUAAGUUGCCAAGAAAUCGACUGUGGCCACCCUCCAGAAGUGCAGCACGCGGUCCUGGUGGGGAAUCACAGCUCCAGCCUGGGCGGCGUGGCACACUAUGUCUGUCAAGAGGGCUUUGAGAGCCCUGGAGGAAAGAUCACUUCCGUUUGCACAGAGAAAGGCACCUGGAGAACAAGUACUCUGUCAUGCACAGAAAUAACCAUAGAAAUUAAUGACGUGUCAGUGUUUAAUAACACCUGUAUGAGGUGGCAAAUACACCCAGGAAGAAUAAACUCCAGGAUCUUUUAUGUGAUAUACAUAAGAGGACAACGGUUGGACCCAAUGGCAUCAGUUCAUGAGGAGACAGUUAAUUUGACCACAGACAACGGGACCCCAGAAGUGUGCCUAGACCUGUACCAGGGCACCAACUACACCGUGCACAUUUCAGCCGCCCCUCCCAGACGCUCUGUGCCAGCCAUCGUUGGGUUCCAGACAGCUGAUGAUGAGCUCUUAGAAGAUGACGGGAUUUUCAAUAUUUCAAUAUUUAAUGAAGCUUGUUUGAAAUUGAACAGGCAUUCUAGGAAAGUUGGAUCAGAACGAAUGUACCAUUUUAAAGUUCUAGGUCAAAGGCGGUAUCUGAAUAAUUUUUAUCACGCAACAUCAUUUAACUUCACAACGAGGGAACAAACUGCAGUGGUGUGUUUAGAUCUGUAUCCGGCAACUGAUUACACAGUGAAUGUCACCCUCCUGGGAUCUCCCGAGCAGCCCUCGGUGCAAAUAACGGUAACAACCGCACGAGCAGUAAAACAGAUCGUCAGUAACAUUUCAAUAUUUAAUGAAACCUGCUUGAGAUGGAGAAGUAUGAAGACAGCUGAUACAGAGGAGAUGUAUCUAUUCCACAUUCGGGGCCAGAGAUGGUAUCAGAAGGAGUUUGCCCAGGAAAUGAUCUUUAAUAUCACUGCCAGCAGCCAGGCUCCUGAGACGUGUUUGGACCUGAGUCCAGGUACCAACUACAGUGUCAGCAUCCAGGCUUUGUCUUCUCAACUUCCUGUGGUCAUCUCUCUGACAACCCAGAUAACAGAGCCUCCCCUUCCAGAAGUAGACUUUUUCACUGUGCACAGAGGGCCUCUACCACGCCUGAGACUGAGGAAAGCCAAGGAGAAAAAUGGACCCAUCAGUUCAUAUCAGGUGUUAGUGCUUCCCCUGGCCCUUCAAAGCACAUUUGCUUGUGAUUCUGAAGAGGCUACCUCAUUCUUUAGCAGUGCUUCUGAUGCUGAUGGGUAUGUGACUGCAGAACUGCUGGCCAAGGAUGUUCCUGAUGAUGCCAUGGAGAUAACUAUUGGAGACCGGCUGUACUAUGGGAAAUAUUAUAAUGCGCCCUUGAAAAUAGGGAAUGAGUACUGCAUUAUAUUACGAAUCACAAGUGAAUGGAAUAAGGUGAGAAGAAGCUCCUGUGCAGUUUGGGCUCAGGUAAAAGAUUCAUCGCUUGCGCUGCUGCAGAUGGUGGGCGUUGGGCUGGGCUCCAUGGCAGUUGUGGUUGUUCUCGCAUUCCUCUCCUUCUCAGCAGUGUGAUUGCUGAUGCUGCGUGAAGAGGAUGCACUGCUGUUGGGGCAGAUGUUAUGACAGCUUCUCAGGUGUCUGCACAGAGGCCCCGUAUGUGCAUGGGACUGCAAUCCUAUUCCUGGAUUCAAGACGGGGACUAUCUCUUUGGAAUCCCCCAAAAGGAGGACACUUAGGAAUUGCUGAUGUCUUCCCCGCUACGUGACCAGUUCUGUGUCUCUGAACUUGAGAACCUUGAUGCACAAUGUAAUAUUGACCACAGGCUACAUAUCACAUGGGCUGGGCCUGUGUUCUCUGAGUGAUGCCUGAGAGUCAGCUCCUCUAGACACAGAAUGCAAGAGAGUCCCUGCCUCUUCCUUUACAGCAUCUCUGUUAUUAAUUCAGAAUCCAUUCUUUUACAAUAAGUAAUGAGAUAGACUUAAGUGUGGGCUAGAAUGUGACUUUAUGAAGGAGGUCAUUGCAAAGGAUAGAGAUCAUUGACCUAGGCAAACAUGUCAAAACACUUUAGAAGCAGCCCUUUUCCUACAGUUAGUUGACACACUAAUUAGAAAGUAUGCUAGCCUGCCCACUCUGGUAAGUUCCCUGCAAUGUCUGUUGGGCACCAUUGCUUUGAUACAGUUCCCUUUGUCUUAUAUGUAUCCAAAACCCAUGUCUUCAUUCCAGUAAAAAUAUUCUGUUCAUUUAGACAGUUCUCUUCCACAUGAAUGUGUAUAGCAGCCUUGGUUAACUUUUUUUAUUAUUGAGUGUUUCCUAAAAAUGCUCUGUGCUUCCAUUUAGAUUGGGUGUUCAUGUGGUAAUGAUGGGUUGCAACAAUGUGACGCCCAUGGCCAGAGUCCCUGUGUUUACAGGGGAGGGGAACAAUGCGGGUGACACAGUCGUCCCUUUUAUCUACAACAUCAGUAACUAUGAGUGUUACUUCAUCACGAACCAUGACACAUUAGAUGUAAGCCGUCCCAGGCCCUCUGUCAAUAAGCUGAGCUUACAGAUGGAGUGGAUUCGAUUUGACUUUUAAAGCCAAAUUUGAACUUUCCUCCAUAACGAAAGCGUAACUCCAAGGCUCAGCAAGGAAUGAAGGGAGAAGAGGGACAGAGGCUUGUGGCUUCUCCACGUGACAGUGGUGUCCUCCUCCACCUUCUCCCUCCCUCUCCAGGCCUGGAGAAUAGAAAACAUGGGGAGGGGAGGGGGACUGUUAUAUUUCCCAACUUGGGAGCAGCAUAGAUGAACGUGGUCCUGGAAUUGGGCCACACUCCCGUCCUGAGGAAAAGGGACAGUCUUUCCCACGUGGUGGACCGGUGUGUUCUCCACCAGCUCAUGGGCAUUGGUGAGGGACACACCUGGGCAGCCUGGGCUUGUGGGCAGAUGAGGAGACAUGAGCAACGAUAGGAACUGGUGGAAACUUUAUGAAGCUGCUCCCCCAGGGGCAUCCGGCCCAAAGCAUAUCCUCUCAUCUGGGAAGAGUCAGAGAGAGGGAAGUGAUACCCUGAUGUCUGGGUUUUCAAGGCCAGCUGUCAGCCCUGUCCCCAGUCAGUACUGGGCAGUAUUAGGAAUAAUUGUCCUUUGUCCUCUGAGGUACCAGCUCAGACUACAAUUUGGGAUCAACAUGUAGAACCCUUCCUGCUCUCAUCUCAGGUGAACUAUAGAGUAGAACUCUCAAUAGACUAAUAACUUCCUACUUUUAAUUUUUAUGUGCAGCAAUUCAACUCAGACUGUUUUCACAGCUCUUGAAUUAAAUUUGGAAUCAUUACAAAUUGUUGUGGUUAGUAUUGGGUAGGGUCUCUGAUGAGUAAGGAUUUUCCUCAGAGCCCCCUCUAACCAAAGAGAGAACUGAGCCUCUACUCCUUUGUGCCAGUUCCGUAAACACCAUAUGUUUCUGUAGUCCCCUUAAUUUCCAGUUCUAGAAUUAACUGCCAAUGAAGCUACGGUUGUCCACGUAGGAACUUAGCAUAAUGGUCAUUGAAAGGAAGAAAUCCCAUCUGCUUGGUAGCAAAAGUUUCUGGUGGACUCCUCUGGUGGUCCAGUGGUUAAGACUCCACGCUUCCAAUGCAAGUGGCGCGGGUUUGAUCCCUGGUCAGGGAACUAAGAUCCCACAUGCCAUGUCAUGCGGCCAAAAUUUUUUUUUUAAUUAAAAAAAGUUUCUGGUUAAAACAACUGACUAAAUAUUAAGUAAAAUGUACUUCUGGGUACAGUGCAGAAGUGUAGAAGCAGUUCAUGAAAGAAUAGAUUUUGUCCCCUCCUCUAAAUGUUCCAAAUUAUAGCACAGAGUUGCUCAGUGUUAAUACUUAACAGAGGUAGGUGCUGAACAUUUGCAAAAAAGAUACACCAUUUUCCUGCACUUCUUUUCUGAUCAUUUUCUCAUACAUGUGAAGACAGCUUUAAAUUCUCUGAAUUCACCUGGUAGCUUUACUACAAUACCGUCCUUUUUUUUUCCCAAUUGGAUGCCUGGUUAAGGUGGGGAGAGCAUCUCAGGAAACCAAUAGUGGGUCUUCCUAGGAGCAUACAGGGUCCUUCUGUUGAAGGACUGAUCAGGUAGCAUUCAGAGUUGGGUUAGAAGGGCCACUAAUUAAAGCUUGAUUCUCAGGUGGCGAAGGAGGAAGGAUCCUUUCUUAAUUAACUAUCUUGGGGACAGUAUGUAGAGGCAAGUGCUAAAAUCCAGUCUUGAGUCCCCUCUAGAAUAAAAAUCAAAAUUGGGGUUUGCCCAGGUAUGGGGCAGACUGUUCCCUGGCUGAUUUUUUUUUUUGUUUUGGUGCCCAUAGUUUUUAUUUAUCUCCACCAUAGUUUUUGUUUAUACGUGUUCUUUCAUUCCAUCCUCACAGAAGUUUUGUGUGGUGGUGAGGUUAGAGGUUGUCAUUUCCCCAUUUUAGAAUGGAGAGAUGGGUUCAGUCAGAUACGUAACUUCAAUUGUGGGGCUAAAUAUUCUGCCUGCAGGUCCAAUUCUCAUUCUUGGGAUUUGACAGGACCCUUUGGUUCUUAGGAGAGUCAGGCCUUUAUAUUUCCAAACCGUAUAUAUAUAUACAUACAUACACACACAUACUUUGCCUUUACUAUUAUAGCACCUAUUUCUUUUUAUACUUAUCUCUCCACUGUAAGAUACCUUCCCCCAUCACUUCUAGAAGGAUCCACAAACAACCAAAAUAGAUGGAGGUUAACUAGGAAAAAUAGGUAAUAGUCCAUCUAUGAUUCCAGACCUAAAAUUGCAGCUGGGCCCUUAAGAUUAAGACCCGAGCAGAAGUGAUGGUCUUGAAAUUCCACAGUAGCUUGGAAUAAAGUUAAUAUUUAAAUUGAUUUUAGGGGAAAUAAAAAAGAAUUCUCAAGGUUCCCUUUUUAUUACGAAUCUCAUAUUCUGAUUUCCUAAACCUUUCAUUUUUUCCAUUCGAUUCAUCAAAGAGAAAACCAGUGGUAGUAGAAGUCUAUCAAAUGGUGUUUUAAGGACCAUUUGCCUCCUACUGCAUUGUUCAUUACACUCAAGUGCCUGAUUUUGGAGAGGAAAAAGUGUGUGGCUUUUUCCAUGCGCAUUUGUUGGGGGGGGGGGGGUCAUGCAGUGAGGCAAAUCAAUUUUAAAAAGUGUAUGCCCAUUGUUUCAGGGAGAGAGAGAGAACCAAUGAGUCAUUUUGGUGACUCGCGCGCGUGCAUGUGUGUGUGUGCGUGUGUGUGUACGUGUGUGUGUUUCUCCAUACCCAUACUUCUUUGGCACAACUCAAGGUGAUCAAAAUGGGGUGAAACUACGCAUGUGGUUUGUAACAUGCUUCUUUCAUUCAUCAACAUAUCUUGGACACAUUUUUCAUGUCAAUAAUGAUGGCAUUAAAAGUUAUUACCCUAAUUUAUUUAACUGAUACUCUGUUAUGCAUUGUGCAUUUAGAAUGUUUCCAGAUGUUUACUGUCUUUAUAUACAUCUCUAUAGUUGUAUGCAGUUAUCACUUAGGCUAAAUUUCUAGACGUGAAGUUGUUGGGAUGACAAGUAUAUACAUUUUAGAUUUACUACAUAUUGUCAGAGGAAUCUCAAAGAAAGUUGAUACCAGUUUAUGCUCUCACCGGCAGGAAGCCUCAACACAACUGAGCAUCAUUGAUAUCCUUAAUCUUGAUGAAUCUGGUAGGUGAAAAAAUGGCCUUUCAAUGUUUUGUUUGCAUUUCUCUGACUAUUUUGCAUGUUGAUCGGUCAUUUGUAACUCUGUUAUGGUGAUGUGCCUUUUUUCUCAGUAGUUGGCUUGUCUUAUAUUGAUUUGGAAAAGCUCUUUGUAUUAGUAGUUUUCACUCUUAGCUGUCACAUAUGUUGUAAACAGUUUUCUACUUUAUGAUUUCCCUUUUGACCUUGUUUGUGUCAUACAUUGCCACAGAAAAACUUUAAAUUUGUCAAAUGUAUCUGUUUCUUUUUCCUUAUGUAUUUUGCCUUUGGUACCAUGUUUAGAAGGACCUUCCAAUCACAAGGUAAUAACUGUAAUUCAUCAGUUUAAAAAAAAAACAUUUAAAUCUUUGAUCUAUCUGAAACUUAGUUUAGUAUAAGGAGUGAGGUCAGGAGGGGUCCUUUUUUAUUCUUGCUAAAUGGUUUAGCCAGUUGUUCUAUGAAUAUUUCUUGACUGUUAUUUUUUCCCCUAGUGAUUUGAUUUGUAUACUGAAUCAUAUACUGCAGUCUAUUUCUGAACUUUCUCUUUUGUUCUGUGAUUUAUUUCUGUGCCAAUACCACCUGCUAUAAGUUUAAAAUAGAUUUUUCUUUUAAUACCACGUAAAAGUAAGUUACCACCCUUUUUCUGUUAAUUCUCAGAGUAUUCUCAGGUUUUAUUAUAUAUUUAUUCAUGUAUACAUAUUUAUUGUAUGUAAACUAAAGAAUUAUUUGGUCAAGUUUCCCCCAAAAUCUCCAUAUUUUUGGGGGGGAUGUGUUAAAUGAAGAGCGCUCCUAUACCCAGAACAUGCUAUGUGUCUCCAUUUAAUGUUUGCGUGUGUUCCUGUCUAGUGUAUUCUAAUUUUCAACUUACAAAGUUAUUCAUGCUUAUUUUUGGUUGUGUGUGUCUAGAUAUAUCUUGUUAUCCUGAACUCUUGAGUCAUUACCUCUGAUCCUGCCCCUGAAAGUGCAUCCCACAGCCUCUUACUGUUGGCAUUGUUGGAGUUCUCUUGCCCUGGAGAUCUACCUUUUUUGGGAGAAGUCACAUCAAGAUGGCUUCUCCAGCUCAGUUACUUUCCCGUGUAUCUACUUGACUCAUGGAAACUCACAGACCCUUGCCAUGCUAAAUGAGGGAUUGCCCCACCAUCACAGAUUGCUCCAGCCACAGACUUUAGUUUUCUUACCCAUUAGGCCCUUUGCCCUCCGUUUGUGGAAGUGUAGCUUCUACUACAUCCCAGUGUGGUUCCCACUUUUUUUGUCCUGCUCCUGAUCUGACAGCCACAGCUUAAUGACCCUUAUCCUUGGAAUCAGGUACCAGGGCGUUGUGUCCUCCUAAGUUGGAGAUCCCCUUGAAGCUCCUCUUUCCUGGCUUGCACUGAGGAAGGUCUCUUUACCUCCUACCAUCCUGGCGGGGGAUAGAAAAUGCACAAAAUGACAAUGGUUUUCCCCAAAGAACUACUUUCUUUUGGCCUCUUCAA